Electrophorus electricus (electric eel) is the source of this 3103-nucleotide messenger RNA. It is a transcript of the gene slc7a11, whose product is annotated as solute carrier family 7 member 11. NCBI's taxonomy places the organism in Eukaryota, Metazoa, Chordata, Actinopteri, Gymnotiformes, Gymnotidae. Gene Ontology annotation, molecular function: L-amino acid transmembrane transporter activity. Gene Ontology annotation, biological process: amino acid transmembrane transport. Gene Ontology annotation, cellular component: membrane. The record is from RefSeq and is a predicted model, not a curated record.
UGGUCCUUAACUACCAAUGGCAGAAUCAGUUAGAGUGGAGACAUUGUAUAAAUGUUUGCUUACCAUCACAGAACAUCCAGGGAAGAGGAUAUAAACACCAGCUGGCAGCUUACUGAGUAGUGUGUGAGCAAGUGUGUGUGUGUGUGUGUGAGCGAGCAAGUGCCUGAUUGGUAAAGAUGACCAGAAAAACAGUGUUUUCACCUCAUGAACAGGACAUCAUGAUUUCGGAGUGGAAUUCGGAACACCCCCAUCCGGUAGUGGACAGUACAUGCCAGGAUACAGCUCCAGGUCAGAGUCUGGAUCCAGGUCCGUGUAAGGUGGAACUGAAGAGGAAGGUUACGGUGCUCCGUGGAAUCUCUAUUAUUGUUGGGACUAUCAUUGGAGCAGGAAUCUUUAUCUCACCAAAGGGGAUCCUGAAAAACUCUGGCAGUGUGGGGAUGUCACUGGUGGUAUGGGUAACAUGUGGGGUCCUCUCUCUGUUUGGAGCUCUGUGCUACGCUGAGCUGGGUACUAGCAUUAAGAAGUCAGGUGGUCACUACACCUACAUCCUGGAAGCUUUUGGGCCACAGAUGGCUUUCAUGAGACUGUGGGCAGAUAUGAUUGCCAUAAGGCCUGCAGGGCUGGCUGUGAUUGCUCUUGCAUUUGGCCGCUACAUUUUGGAGCCAAUCUUUAUGCCAUGCGGAGUACCUGAGACGGCAAUCAAACUGACAACAGCAAUCGGAAUCACUGCUGUAAUGUACAUUAACAGCAUGAGCGUGAGCUGGACAGCCAGACUGCAGAUCUUCCUCACAUGUAGUAAGCUGCUGGCGAUGGUCAUCAUCAUCAUCCCAGGACUCUAUCAGCUGUUCAAAGGAGAGACCAAAAACUUCCAGAAUGCAUUUGAGGUGGGUGCGGUGGAGUUCAUGGGUCUUCCUUUGGCAUUCUACUCAGGGAUGUACGCCUACGCAGGAUGGUUUUAUUUGAAUUUUGUGACAGAAGAAGUGGACAAUCCUGAACGGACUGUCCCACUGGCUAUCUGCAUCUCCAUGGUGAUUGUGACCAUCUGCUACACGCUGACUAAUGUGGCCUACUAUACAGUGAUGUCAGCAGAGGAGCUGCUCGCCUCACAUGCAGUUGCUGUGACCUUUGCUGAGAAGCUGAUGGGGCACUUCUCUCUGGUAGUUCCAAUAUUUGUGUCUCUGUCCUGUUUUGGUUCUAUGAAUGGAUGCCUUUUUGCAUUCUCCAGAAUGUUUUAUGUAGCAUCACGAGAAGGCCAUCUUCCAGAGGUUUUCUCUAUGAUUCACAUUCGCAGACAUACACCGAUAGCAGCUGUGAUUAUUCUGUACCCCAUCACUAUCCUCAUCCUAUUUCUGGGGGACAUCUACAGCCUUCUAAACUUCAUGAGCUUCCUGCGUUGGCUCUUCAUUGGCAUGGCUGUUGUGGGGCUCAUCUAUCUGCGUUAUACAAGGCCCGACAUGCCUCGCCCCUUUAAGGUCCCAAUUUUCAUUCCAGCAGUUUUCUCAUUCACCUGCUUCUUCAUGGUCUUCCUCUCACUGUACUCCGACCCGGUCAACACAGGCAUUGGCUUCGCUAUCUCGCUCACAGGAAUUCCUGCAUAUUAUAUCUUUAUUGCCUUCCACACCAAGCCCAAGUGGCUCCUGAGACUCUCAGACUUUGUGAACAGAUCUCUACAGAUUCUACUGGAGGUGGUCCCUGCUGAGAACUGACCUUUCCUGAAAGCCCCUAACCCUCUCUCCUGCUUUCAUUCCUCUCUUUUAUAGAACACAGUCCCUUCAUCCCUCUCUCAUUUUCAUUCCCCUUUUAUAUAGAAAACACUCACCUGAGUGACCUGUGUCCACUCCUUUACUCCACAGGAGGGAUGCAGUGCUGUUCCAUUAUCCCCAGAGCCGUGCGUGCUCUGCUGCACACAGUCAUUACCUUCACCCUGUUUUAGGCUUCCUAUUAUUUUGUGACUCUAAUGUAUUAUUGGCUAUCAGAUCUGUUUACACUGUCCACACAGAGUCUGAUCUCAUGCAAAUCAGUGUUUACAUACACAACCACACACUGAUCUCUCAGAUCUAUGAAUCAAGUUUGAGCUGUGUCUCAAAGUGUCUUUCUAAUACUUUAUAAUCAUAACUACUCUGGAAUCUCACAUGAUAUGUCUUUUCAUAAGGAGAAGACAUAAGCUACAUCAAAUUUACCAAUACAAUGACUCAACAAAAACUGACAAAAGAUAAAAGUAUUACCAAAGAUAAUUUUUGUUGCAUGUUGGGUGGACCUGAACAACAUGAGCAUGAGCAACAGCAACAACAACAACAACAACAACAACAACAAAUGUAUUUAAAGAAAUAAGGGGAAGAAGAGCAAAAGGCAGAGGCUUGGCUAACCUGAGGAAGAUUCACUAAGGAGAAAUAAUCUUAGGGGUGUGUGGGUUUAGAAAUGGUUUCUGUUUUAACUGAGCUACCAGACAGGUUUAAAAGUUUGGGUUAUGGUUUUGGUGUUAAUCUUAGGGGCUAGGGCAUUAGGGUUAUGUUUUAGGAUAUAAAAGUCCUUCGGUUAGGAUUAAGGUGUAAAAGUUCUUGGUGGUUAGGGUUAGAGUGUUGGGGUUAGGAAGUAAAGGUUUUUGGUUGUUAGGGUAUUAGUGUUAGGGUUAUAGGUUGGGGUGUAAGUUCUUGGUGGUGUUCCACUGAUGAUUCCCGGGAAGCCCAGGUGGGGCCACAAAAAACAGACAACCAAGAGGAAGAAAAAAAUAAGCAAAACAAACACCAUGAACCUCCUAACAGCCGUAACCCUCCUAACAACUACUGUAAAGAGAAGAAAACUAACGGGAAAGUGGAACACACUCCUUUACAUAGUGUGACUAACAAAUCAUCAGUCAGUGAAAGUGUCACAUGUGUAGUUUCAUAUCACACAUUCUUGCUUUGUGUCAUGUGUCUGCUUGCGUGUGUCAUUGUACAGUCACAAGCAACUCAAUCAAUGACCAGGUAUCUGUGGAGCCCAUGACAGAUGGGUAUCAGUUGAUUAAAUAACCGCAAUAACAUGAGGAAAGUUUGUGUGUCUGUGUGUGUGUGUGUGCUGUGGGUCUGUGUGUGCGUGUGUACAUGAGUAUGUGUGGGUGUAUUUU